AUGAACGAUGUAUUAGACUCUUUUGGUAACUGUAAACUUGGUGUUACGAUAGAGAGUAAGCCCAAUGAAGAAUUGGACAAGUACAUAGACAUAAAGGUCAUCGGAAAAGGGUCUUUUGGAAGUUGUAAGCUCGUCAAGAGAAAAGUAGACGGUAUGGCACUAGUAAUGAAACAAAUCAAUGUAUUGGAUAUGUCUCCAAGAGAAAGAGAAGAUGCAAUGAAUGAAGUAAACGUAUUAGCAAUGUUAGAUCAUGAAAAUAUUAUAGCAUAUUAUGAUAGUUUUAUUGUAAAUGGUACACUUCAUAUAUUGAUGGAAUAUGCGAAUGCAGGUGAUAUUCAUAGAGAGAUUAAAGAAAGAACAAUCAAGAAACAACAUUUUACAGAGGCUGAGAUAUUGAGGUUCUUUUCCCAACUCUGUUUGGCGGUACAAUUCCUUCAUCAAAAAAAUAUUCUACACAGAGAUUUGAAAACACAAAAUAUAUUUCUAUCGAUUGUCAAUGGUAAAAGUAGGGUCAAGUUGGGAGACAUGGGUAUUGCAAAGAUACUUAGUGCUGAUACUCAGUUUGCUAGAACCGUUAUUGGAACACCUUACUAUUUAUCACCUGAAGUUUGUCAAGAUAUAGGAUAUGAUACAAAAUCUGAUGUGUGGAGUCUUGGUUGUUGUUUAUAUGAAUUGGCAACUUUAAAACAUGCAUUUGAUGCUGGUUCAUUACCUGCACUUGUACUCAAGAUUCUAAAAGGAAAUUAUCCUCCCAUUGCUUCAUUUUAUAGCAAUGAUCUACGACAACUUGUAUCAUCGAUGCUUCAAACUGAUCCAAGAGACAGACCCUCUAUUGAUGAAAUUAUCGAAUUACCAUUCAUCCAACAAUAUCUCAAUGACUAUAACCAUAAUACCGCCGACAUGUCCAACCAAACAGCACAAAAAUCACCAAUUUCCAACAACAUACCAAUGUCAAUGAUGAUGUCAAAGUCACCACCUGCAAUGUCAUCACCAAUUUCAAGCUCAAAAACACCAGUGAAAACGACUACAACUAGUAGUAGUAGUAGUAGUGGUAGAACUGCAAUGUCUGCACCUACAACACCCAUCAACAAAAAAACACCAUCAAAAGUUAAUCCAACUACACCUACUAGAUCCGCAUCUUCAUCUUCCAUAUCGUCAUCAACGUCCUCCUCCUCAUCAUCAUCAUCAUCAUCUGGAUUUGUCAGAAAACCACCAGUUCCAAAGCCAUCAACUCCUUUGGCAAAACCAACCAGAUCUGCUCCUCUUGUCAAACCGACGAGCAGUAUUGCAAACAAAAAUAGUAGACCUUUGGUAAAGCAAUCGUCAUCCCCUUCAUUAAAAUCAUCAUCUGUUACAAGUACACAACAACAAUCUACAAGUACUGCAGCAUCGAUAACCACAACGCCAUUGUACACACCUCCAGCUAGACCAGCUGUAAAUAUUACCUCUUCUUCCAGAUCUUCUUCAUCUAGACAUUCUAUUGGUGGAACUACUAAAUCAUCAAGUACUAAUAUGACUACGACUACAACCACAACCACUACGAUCCAAAGUCAACCAGUUAAAUCUAUAGGACAACCAUCAAUUGGAAUGCCCCCACCAACAAACACGAUAUCAUCAUCAUCAUCUUCGAAUAAUUUAUCGUCAUCUCAAAAAUCAAAUCAAUUACCAAGAAGAUUAUCAACAUCAAACAUUAUAACACCUCCACCAUCACCAACCACUAGACCCACUACGCCAUCAGGUAAUACAAGAUCCGUAACACCUACUCCAACUUGCAAUAAUACAAACGUUGUUCCAAGACCACCAAGUAGUUCUAGUACUGCAAGACCAUCUAUUACUUCAUCAAGUAGUUCUGUUGUCACCAAAUCAACUUCAACUACCUCUUCUUCUUCUUCGACCAAUACACUUUCACAUUCAUCUUCUUUGGUCAUGCCAAAUAAUAGUUAUUCAAUUCCUCAAUCGUCAGUUGUAAUUAAUAGCAAAAGACCAUCGAUACGAGCAUCGAUUGAAACUUCCAAAUCAACGGUAACAGUAAACACUAAACCCACGCAGCCACCCUCUCCAACCUCUACAUCCUCCUCCUCUUCUGUUCAACAACAACCACUUUCGAGAGAAUCAUCACAAGAAUUCUCAAAACCCUUGGUCACUCUUGAAGUUGGAGAGGAAUCUGAUUCAAAAUCAUCAAGAGAUAAAAAAUUAUUAAGUAGAACAAAUGCACUUAGACAUUUUUGUAAUAGUAUUUUUGGAGAAGAAUUAUUUGGUAACAUUUAUAAACUAUUAAAGACCAUAAAUGGUACUUCAUUGGACGAAGACGAUGAAAAUGUUCAACAACAAUUAGAAACAAUUCUUGGUGACAAAAUUUAUUACUUGAAAUAUCUUCAACAAUUAAUGUACUGUGAAAGUCAACUUGUUUCGAUACUACCACAGAGACAAGAAUCAGUGUAG
Messenger RNA from Cavenderia fasciculata, 2442 nucleotides. RefSeq names its product putative protein serine/threonine kinase (gene nek3). Lineage: Eukaryota; Evosea; Eumycetozoa; Acytosteliales; Cavenderiaceae. Gene Ontology annotation, biological process: protein phosphorylation. Gene Ontology annotation, molecular function: protein kinase activity; ATP binding. The transcript has 5 exons. The coding region runs from base 1 to 2442 and encodes 813 amino acids. The record is from RefSeq and is a predicted model, not a curated record.